AUGUCCGGCGUGCCCUCAACCGCGCAGCAGGCGGCGCAGACCAUCUCGCAGGCCGUCUCUCGGCAGGACGGCGCGGGCCUCGCGGCGGCGCUGCGGCUCGACCUGGGCAACACCGCGCUCAUCGCACAGCUCAACUCGUCUCCGCCUCUCGAGCAGAUCUGCGGCCGCGCUCUCGUUGAGCCGUGGGACGAGCUGCUGCUGGAGCAGCUGCACUACAUCAAGGCGGCGGCGGCGGGCGAGCACGAGGCGGCGUACUCCCACUGCGAGCGCGCCGCCGCCUGCUUCCAGGCCGCCUUUGAGAAGGAGAGCGACUGGCCGGUGCCGGCGCUCCACUCGCUCUGCCUCAACCUGCGGCGGGCGGCGGCGGCGGCGGACGCGGCGCUGGUGGCCAAGGGGGAGCGGGCGGUGCGGCAGCAGGAGGCGGCGCGCACGAUGCAAAAGUUCUUCCAAGUUUGCGUGACGGACCGGGCUCCACUGCCAGUGUCAAAGAAGUGGGGUAGUGUGGCUGUGGAGAAGCUGGCGGCCGGCCACGGAGGGGGUGCGGUGAGGGCGGAGGCGGGUGCGCGAGUAGGCGCGCUCGUCGUGAUCAACGCCCUCUUCCACGUCUACUUUGCAAUCAACAACUUGCGGCUCUGCCAGAACCUGAUUCGCGCGGCGCUCGACGGGCAGACUGUCGAGGGGCGGCACUUCGCAAAGGCGGAGGUCGUCACGUACAAGUACUUUACGGGCCGGCUGGCGCUGCUCAACUCCGACUUUGGCGACCUCAACGCGUUCGAGGAGCAGCUCGCGACGCACCAGCAGCGCUUCAUCCGGCACGGCUCAUACCUGCAGGAGGAGGUGUCUCGGAAGUGUCUCGGAGGUGUCUCGGAAGUGUCUAGGCACGGCUCGUACCUGCUCGUCGAGCGCUCCAAGCUGAUCGUGUACCGCAACUUCUUCCGCCGCGUCGCGCUGCUCCACCCCGACAAGUCGACCAAGCUCGACAUCAAGCGCUUCCAGGCUUGCCUCAAGGCGACCAACACCGAGAUGGAGGUCGACGAGAUCGAGUGCAUCCUCGCCAACCUCAUCUACUGCGGCUACAUCAAGGGCUACAUCUCGCACGCGCACGGCAAGCUCGUCGUCUCCAAGGGGGCGCCCUUCCCGCCGCUGCGUGAGCUGGGGCUCACCUCCGCCGUGUAA
Molecule: messenger RNA, 1176 nt
Organism: Emiliania huxleyi CCMP1516
Lineage: Eukaryota; Haptophyta; Isochrysidales; Noelaerhabdaceae
Exons: 4
Coding region: 1-1176 (391 amino acids)
Biological process (GO): post-transcriptional tethering of RNA polymerase II gene DNA at nuclear periphery; transcription elongation by RNA polymerase II; poly(A)+ mRNA export from nucleus
Cellular component (GO): transcription export complex 2
Molecular function (GO): double-stranded DNA binding; RNA binding
Source: RefSeq, a predicted model, not a curated record